ACCUUCGACCUUCCCCUCCUCUCCUUCUACAAUUUCUCCUCACUUACUCUCAUGAUCUCACCUUCAAUUUUCCCUUUUUUUUGAUUUAAUUAUUUAUGUUAAAUUAAUUUUUAUUUAUAUUUGAUGCAAAAAAUAUAUAUUUUGGUAUUAAUUGACGGGGAAUAGAGAUGGAAAGCAAAAUUUAUCCCUCAUAAAAAAUCUCCACGGGGAAUGGUGGGGACGAGAACGAGGAUGGAGAUGGGGACGGGGAUGGGGACGGAGACGGACUCCCCGGUUCCGUGGGACCCCGUUGAUAUCCCUAUUCACCAUUUAUUUGCGGCAGAUGACCGAUUGCCAUUUAAGGCCAACUUUGUGUUGAUAGUUCAAGAAAUUGAGGAGCUUCCUUACCACUUCAUUUAAGAAAUAAUAAUUAUUAAGGAUUUAAUUGCUGAUAUUUGAUGGAAAAGUAGGGUUUUUCAAAAGAACAUCCUAAAAUGGAAUCUGCUCCCCUCCUCCGGUCCCCAUUUCUUCCUUUGAGACCAAGAACGGAUUCCAGCUUUCUUUAACCCUUCUCUAUUUCAUGCACCAGAAAAACAUGUAUAUGCGUUGAAAGAUGACAAAACUCUAUGGAAGAAAAACAUGGUUGAAGGGAAAUAUGAUCGAUUGAGGACUCAAUUGUGGAUGGAAGGCGAAAUUCUGCAAAAAUCAAAGGGAUUUGGGGAAAAUUAAAGGGAUUCAAUGCACUUUACUUGUUCUAUUCGUUUCUUGUUCCUGCUAUAUCACUGGAAUCCCUGAACUGUAAUCCUUAUAUCAAUCCGAUCACAGGGUUAAAGGUUGCAGUAGAGUGGUCAUGGAUUGGCUCAGUGCUUCUGCACGUCCUAUGAUAGUUUUUGAUCUUGAUCAUACAAUGGAUCCAUCUGCUGUAACUGUCCGUCCUACUGGUGUUGAGAAACCUCUACAUGAACGCAUACAUGAAUUGAAAGGGUGGUAUGGAGACAAGCAGGGAAAAAGGUUUCGGGUUUGGGUAGAUUGUGUAUUAUCUACACAGACUGAUUCAAGCACAUGGCUGGUGAAUUUUGAUAAAGUGGGAGCAGUGUGGUGACGUGCGGUGCUGUUGUGCUAACUUUUUGAAAUGAUUUGCUUAGAUGAUUGACUUGUGGACUUCAAGAGGGUGAUGGUUCACAUGGGUUCACCCGGAUACGUCUACAACAGGCGUGGCUAUAAGGAUAAUAAAUAAAAGAUCAUUCAGCUAGGCUGUUCUAGAUUAGAUAUUAUCCCUGACCUUUCCAGCUCCAGAGUAGUAUUCAAUUGAAGUGAGUGUACCAAUGAUGUUAAUAUUUCAUUUCUUAUAUAUAAAACUAUUCACAGCCA
This is a messenger RNA of Rubroshorea leprosula, 1350 nucleotides long. NCBI's taxonomy places the organism in Eukaryota, Viridiplantae, Streptophyta, Magnoliopsida, Malvales, Dipterocarpaceae. The record is from the annotation of a GenBank genome assembly.